GUCUCAUGUUUACGUGGAAAACAUGGCGGCGGACUGUCUAUGCUACCGACAAGGAGACAGCACCACCUAGUAAAUGCGACUGGCAUCGAGCUGGAAGACAGACAAGAGACAUAUUUAAUCGUUAGUUUUUAGAUUUUUCUCGCUGAUAUUUCGCAUGAAGCAGUUUCCCUCUUGUUUCAGCCACAGGGACCGCGGUGAUGGAAGACGAGGAGAGGCAAAAGAAGCUGGAGGCCGGCAAAGCAAAGUUGGCUGAGUACCGCCAGAGAAAAGCUCACGCUGACUCCCAGAAGAAACAGAAAAAGAAGAAGAAAAAGAAGCCGGGAGAAGACUCUGAGGGGGAUUCACAGGGAAGGGUGGAGGUCGAGCCGGGCCAGUCUGUGGGAGGAGAGGAGGUCUCAGGCCGAGGAAGAGAUGGAUCACAAGAAGGAAAUAAAGACCCAUCAACCACAGAGUUCACCUACGCCAGGACGCUGCGGAGUGGAGAGACUGUCAAGCAUGACCAGACCUACACCAUAGAGCCGGAAAGUGAAGUGUCCACUACUGCUGAAGAUUAUUCCACAGAGGUAAAUGGGUGCCAUGAUGAAAUGACAGAGAACCUAAGGAUGCCUUCGAAGGAUUUUAUUUGGGAGGAGGGGGAGCCCCUUCAACAGGUGACAAAGGGAGGUACGAUGGAGGAUGCACUCGCUGCCAAGACCCAGGCAGUGGAGGAGCUGAGUCGAGAGCUUGAAGAAAUCAGGGCUGCCUUUGGCACAGAGGGAGUGCAGCAGCUGCAGGACUUUGAGGCUGCUCUGAAGCAGCGAGAUUGCAUCAUCACCCAGCUCACCGCUAACCUUCAGCAGGCUCGUGAAGAGAAAGACGAGAUCAUGAAAGAAUUCCUGGAACUGACAGAGCAAAGCCAAAAACUACAUAUUCAGUUCCAGCAGCUGCAGGCGGGUGAGACGCUGAGGAACACCAGCCACAGCAGCACAGCAGCUGAUCUUCUGCAGGCCAGGCAGCAGCUCAUGCAGUACCAACCGCAGCUGGAGGAGCUCCAGCACAAGCUCAGUGAGAUGGAGAUGUCAGGGAGAAGAUCAGAAGAAUCAUUCACACAAAGGAUAAAUGAAAAGGACCUGCUAAUUGCAGAACAAGAAAAAGUUAUUUUGAGUCAGAAGCAGUCCCUGAUGGAGUUAAGGAUGGCGGAGGAGUCUUUUGCACAAACACUGAAAGAGAAAAAUCUGUUCAUUUCCGAGCAAACUGCAAUAAUAACCGAACAUGAGCUGUCAUUAUCUCUGCUCAGAGAGGAACUUGCUCAUGUAGGACGGACUACUGAUGAAAAUAUUAUAGACCCGUCCGAUGAGAAAGACCUGAUUAUAGCAGAGCAAGAGAGAGUCCUUUCAGAACGCGACUGCUCUCUUACUCAGCUCGAGGAUGAGCUGGAAUCUUCCGAAAAAAGCUUGAGUGACCUCCAACAGCGAAUGGCUGCAAAAGAGUCAGAGCUUGAAAGAUGCAUGGAUGAGUUGGAUAGCAGUAAGUCUCACUUAGAAAGCUGUAAAGGCGAACUAGAGAGUUGUAAAUUAGAAUUGGAGAGAGAGCGAGUGGAGUUAGAAAGCUGUAAGGGGGAACUUGCAACCUCCAGACAGAAAGAGCGGAUGUCAUCUAAUGAAAUUAUGCAGCUCAUGGGCACAGUAGAGGACCUGCAAAAGCGUUAUCACCAGGGCAGCCUGUCUGAGAGUGACACCAUCCAACAAAUGCAAGAAGAGACUGUGCGGAAGCUCGAACUUCUCACGGCAGAGCUGGAUGAGAUGUACGGUAAGCAAAUAGUCCAGAUGAAGCAUGAGGUUAAUUUGCAGCAUGCAGCGAAAGUGGAGCAAAUGACCGAGCAACAUCGCGCUGAGCUUGAGCUUCUAAAAGCACAACAACUGUCUCAAAGCUCCGCUGUUGGUGUUGAGGUGGACACACUCAAUAAUAAGAUUAGGGAGCUUCAAGAGACAUUAGAGCAAUCCCAAGCAAUGCACGAUAAAACCAGGCGUGAGCUUAGCCAAGUCAACCAAGAGAAGUUCAACUUGCAGGCCAAGGUUGAGGAUCUCCUCAAAGAUCUCCGUUCUGCUAAAGAAAAAGUGGAGCAGGUCUCCCACAGUCUUAUCUCUCAGGAAAGCCAAAAAGGGGAACUGCAGCGCCUCCAGGAGACAAUUGACAAUCUGAAGAGCGAGCUGGCUGCUGCUCAGGAAGCGGCACAGGAAGUAGAAAUAAAACACGAUUCAGAAAUAACCAAUUACAAGAUUAAGUUGGAUAUGCUGGAGAGGGAGAAAGAUGCUGUGCUUGACCGCAUGGCGGAGUCACAGGAAGCAGAGCUGGAACGACUAAGGACUCAGCUUCUGUUUAGCCAUGAGGAAGAGCUAACCCUUCUUAGGGAAGAAUUGCAAAGGGAGAGCUUCCGGCACACAGAAAACCUUCUCAAUGAAGCCGCUAUCAAACACGAGAAAGUGCUGGAUGAGCUGCGCAUUGGUUUUGAAGAAGAGCUGCGUUUGUUACAAAGAGAGAAGGCAAGUUUUGCCACAGAGCGAGAUGAGCUUUUUCACCAAAUUCUUGGACUAAAGGAAGAUCUAAAUCUUGCUUUGCACAGCUCCAAAGCAGAUGAGCUUGUCCAGCAGCUUCAAGAGCUUCAGGUAGAGCUUGAGGAACUGAGAAAGGGAGGAGAAGAACGAGCUCGAAUGGAAAACAAUAUUCAAUCAUUACUAAAAAAGACAGAGGUGCUUGAAAACCAGACAAAAGAGAAAGAACAAUGUUGGGAAAACAAAUGGAAGGAGCAGGAAUUGGAAAAAGGGACAUUGAUAGAAUCUAAUAACACUUUGAAAGAAGAGUUGGACUCCAAAAUUCUGAAAAUUGAGACACUCACAGCAGAGAACAAUCAAAUGCAGCAACAAGUAGUUAAGCUUCAUGAGGAAAUUGAAAAGCAGAGGACUACUUUCUCUUUUGCUGAGAAGAAUUUCGAGGUAAACUAUCAAGAGCUGAAGGAGGAGUACACAUGUCUUAUUGAGGCGAAGACACAGUUAGAAGAGAGAACCCUGAAGGAGACACUUGAGUUCGAGGCAAAAAUCACCAGCCUUCAGUCACAGAUUCGGGAGCUGAAGGAGAGCAGCAGAGAUAUCAAAUUGGAGGACACAAAUACAGAUAGAUGGGAGAACACUGUGAAAGAAAAAGAUACGACUGAGCUAAUGGAGAAACUUAAUGUUACUUUGAGUGAGAAGGAAAGCCUGGCUGGGAGGCUUUCCGAAGUUACAGAGCAACUGAUGUUAACAGAGAGCAAAGUGGGGCAGCUGGAAGAAGAGCUGACGAAAGUGAGACAAGUAAAUGUGAAGGUCAUCGCACAGAACGAAAGCCUAGGAAAAGAACUGGAAAAGAAGCAAGAGAUUAUGAGAAAGCAGUCCAGGGGGCAUGGUGCCCAGAGAAAAGCUAAGCUCCAGCAAGAAGAACAAGCCGUUGAGCCAGUUUGUUCUUUUGAGGAUCAUCACCUUCAGAUUCAAUCUUUGCAAGAGGAGAUAAAGGCUCUUCAGUCCUUCUUGCAGGCAGCUGAAUCCGAGAGAGACUGCUUUCGCCAAAACCUGGAGCUCCAGAGGCUUUCACAGACUCAAUCUCCAGCGGCAGUCCAAUCCUCGGGGGAGGGACCUGUUGAGGAAAGAUCCUCCCUGCACAAGCCCACAGCCUCAGGGUCAAGCAGGCGCAAGAGACGGCAGAGGUCCAAGCAGGAGCGCAAACUGGGCACCGUUCUUUCAGACUGCAGAGAAGAAAAACAAAGGGAGGAGGAAGACGAGGCAGUGGGGGAGGAAGAGAGAGCAACAAGUGCUGCAGAGCAGGAGAUGCAGCCUCCGAUGGAGAGCCAGGUUAUGUCAUGUUCACAAGAGAGGGCCGGUAAGGAGGACUCCACUGAUGGGUACUCGGGAGACGGAGGGAAAGACUAUAUCAACAAACAGGUGAGAGGACACGGGACGGGCCACCACACGGAGUCUGCCGUGUGUCAGAGAGCAGAGGAAGAGGGAGAGACUACUGAACAUGGUGAGUGCAGGCUGCACAUGGAGGCCCAGCACAUCAGCCUGUCUCAGAUCCACGCCGCCCAGCUCGAGCUGCUGCAGGAGGAUUCGGACGCUCGCACACACACUCUGGAGCUGAAACUGCAGAACCUGAAAGAUCACGAUGAGCCAAAAGUCUUCAAAUAUCACAACAUGUUACAAGCUGUGUCAGAAGAAUGUAGUGAGAUCAUUCAGUGUUUUCAAAAGAUGUUUGGUGAAGAAUUUUUGGAGAGUCCUGCUGCAGAAGGCGGGCCUCCCCCUUCAGUGGACAGACCAGAAACUAGUGAAUCCACCUCUAUCCUACUGGAGGCCAGAGAGCUCUACAUAGAUCUUCAGCAGGUGAGAGAGAGGAUUGAGCAGGAACAUUAUCGACUGUCACAGCUCCAGACUCUGCUGAGGGCUGAUGGGAACAAGAUGAGGGAGCUGCAGCUGGCAUAUGAUGACCUGAAGAGCAGCAGUGAGAAGGAGAUCUCUGACCUGCGUGUGCAAGUUUCCAGCUCAAACUCUUCUACAAGCAAAGAUCUGGAGGAGCGGGCUGGUGCACCAUCUACCUUCCUUACCAAGGAAUUACAGAGGCUGAAGACUGAAGAGCAAGAGAAGCAGCUCCAGCUGGAGGAGAGUCACAGGCAAGAGAUGGAGCGUCUCCGAGCUCACUACCAGCAGCAGGCCACUGAGAGUGAGGAGCGAUACGCCAUCGAGCUCUUCAUGCUGCAUCAGCGCCUGCAGGAGGUCACAGGCACUCAGACCCACUACAGGGGGGAGGAGCACGGAGAUGAACUAAAGGACCUGGGUGAGGAGGAACUGUCAGAGGGAGGUGUGGAGUUACGCUGGCCUGUCAGGUCUGCAGGCCUGACAGCACAGCUGCAGGCGCUGAGGAAAGCUCUCUACCACAAAUAUGUCCAAGAAGUAGCCGCUCUUAAAGAGCAGCACAACAGAGAGCUGAGGAGACUUACAGAAGAAAAGGAACAGCAGAAGAUAACAGAAGAGCGUCAAGAGAGGAAAGGAGAGAAAGAGCAGAAUCUCCAUGGUAUAAGCGGCGCUGGAGACUCCAGUGAGAGCCUCAGGGCAGCUGGGCAGCUUGUGCUGGAAGACAGACAACAUUGGGAGAGAGUGGAGGAAGAAGUUGCCAAGGCCAUAGUUCAGAUGUCAGUGGAGUUUGCACAGCAGAUUGAACUGGCUCGAAUCAACAAGAGUGCCUGCCAGAGGAGCGCCUCCAUGCAGACCUGGUCCGAUAAAGAGGAGGUGGAGGAGAUGGAGAACGAGGAGCAGAUGACUCCCAGAGCUUCUCUCACCUCGGGCGCCUGGCUGGAGGAAGUGGAGAAGGAGAGACUGGAGAGAGAGCUGGAGGAGAGGAAUGCAGAGAUCAGAAAGUUAAAAGAGGAGCUGCAGAAAACGGAAUCAGGACAUGAGCAGGCAUUAAAAAAGAGAGAAAACAGCCAAGAAGAAGUUGAGGAAGAGGAAGAUCCCGGCGGGCCGGGAAUAAAGCAGGCUGGUAGAGGCAAACUGUCAUCACAAGAUAAUGGAGAAUCCUCCGAUGAGGACACUGAAAGAAACGUCCUGCGUAAGGCCAACGAGAAACUUAGUCAGGUGCUGGUUGACGUCCUGAAGACUACUGCAGCGGCGGAGGAAACUAUGGGCCUCCACAUGCAGAGUCUAUGUGAUGCUUCCAGUCAAGGGCAGCAGGCAGCAACGCCCCAUUCUACCACAGAGAGCGCCAACACCGAGCCCGUCAGACCUUAUGCUGCAGGUCACUCUGCAGAAAGUUGCCAUGGCAGCGAGACCGCCACAGACAAUUUGAGUCUGUGGUCCAGGGAGACUGAGGCUGACGAGGGUCUGGAGGUGUCCCAGCAGAUGAUGGACAACCUGCUGCAUGGGGCGGGGACACAGCUGGAGAAUGAGGAGCUUCUGAUGGGCAUAAGCAGACGUCUCCAAACUGCUCUGGAGAAGAUGUUGAUGGCCAUCAACGACACCACCAACCAGCUUGAACAUGCCAGGAUGACCCAGACUGAGCUGAUGCGGGAGUCCUUCCGCCACAACCAGGAGAUGAACGAACUGCUUCAGAAGCAGGAGGAGCUGCAGGAACGGUUGUCCGAGGAAGCCCGGGCACGGGAGCAGCUGGCUCUGGAACUUCACCGGGCUGAGGGUCUGAUUGAUGGCUACACGGGUGAACGGGCUGCACUGGAGGAGCAGUUACGUCACAAGGAAGAGCUUCAUCUGACCCUCGAGCAAGAGCUGCAGGUAACAGGAAGCCGGCUGCAAGAGCUGGAACACGAGAGGCUUCAGAUGCAGGAGGAGCGGGAGCUGCUGUCACGGCAACAAGACGCCAUGAGGGAGCACGCCGGGCCCCGUGAGCUUCGCCUAGUUGAAGCUGCAAUGGUUGCAGCACCUGAAGCAGACCUUCUGGAGGAGACGGAAAAGCUGAUGAAGGAGAAGGUGGAGGUACAGCGUCAGGCCGAAAAGGAGAAUGCCGACCUCCUGAAGCAGGUGAAGCUGCUGGAGGUGGAGCUGGAGGAGCAGGUCAACCGGGUGAUCGAGUUGGAGCACGCUCAGAGCACAGAGAGCGGAGACCUCCGACAACAGGUCCAAGCUCUGGAGAAACAGAUGGAGAAGAACAGGAGGUUCCUCGAUGAACAAGCUGUGGACCGAGAACACGAGAGGGAUUUCUUCCAGCAGGAGAUCCAGAAACUUGAACAACAGCUGAAGAAUCCACAGAAGCUUCAGGCUGGCUCUGAGCAAAGAAACCGAGAGGUGGACCAGCUGACCUCGCAGCUAAAGGAGAAGGCGGAUUGGUGCAGUGAGCUGCUGCUCAGCUCAGAGCAGCUGCGUCGUGAGUUGGGAGAGCGCGACGAAGAGAUUGACAAGCUGGAGAGCCGCAUCCGCGAGCUGGAGCAGGCCCUGCUGGCCAGCGCUGACUCCCUGGAGAAGAUUGAACAAAAGAAGCAGAAUGCAUCCAUCACAGAGGCAAAACACUCCACACUGGAGGCUCAGUUACAGACGGAGAGAGAAGCUCUGGAGCGGAAAGAGAAAGAGAUCGGUAACCUGGAAGAGCAGCUGGAGCAGUUCAGAGAAGAGCUGGAGAACAAGAGCGAGGAGGUGCAGCAGCUUCACAUGCAGCUGCAGAUCCAGAGGAAGGAGAUCAGCAGCCAGCAGCAAUACCUAGAAACCAGGGAUAGCAUGCUCCAGGUGAUGGAGGAGAAGGACAGGGAAAUAGCACUUCUUAAUGCACAGAUCACUAAGCUCCAACACAUGGAAACAGCCUCUGAUAACAAGGAGAUUGAUGGGAGGGAUGAGCUGAUUAAAGACCUGGAGUCCCAGGUGGAGUGCCUGCAGAGCGAACAAGAAACCUUAAAGAGGAAUAAAGAGGAGGAGCUUGACCAGCUAAAUGCAGUCAUAGACAGACUUCAGCAAGAACUGGCCAAUAUCGAGCAGAAGCAGGCUACAGAGGAAGACGAGGACACCAAGCCUGAGCCAGAGAGUGCUAUGUGGAGGCCAAGUAAAGAGGAAUAUGAUGAAAUGAAGCAAAGAAUGGACCUAGCCACCAAAGAGGUCAAUACACUCAAAGCCGAGCACAGUAAGCUGUUGGAGACAUACCUGCGCUUGAAAGAGAGCGCAGAAGCUUUAGCUGAUACAGAAAAACUGGAGAGCUCAGAAGGUGAACUUGAAGAAGCUCUCAGAGAGAAAACUGCAGGCUUUGUAGUCAUGCAGGCCCAAGUACAAGCUUUAGAGCAGAGUGCAACAUCCAGAGUGGAGGAGUUGGACCUCCGCAUCCAGGAGCUCGAGGACGUGGUCGAUGAAAAGGACUGUGAAUUAAGCCGCUGUCGUCUCCUUGUGGAGCAAACACAAAGCUCUUCAGAUGGUCUCCAACAAAGGGUCUCUAAUCUAGAGGACAAUCUGAGGGAGAAACUGGCUGCAGCGCUUGUCAGCCAGGCCACACUGGAGGCCUUCCAGCAACAGCAUUCACAAGGAUCCAAAGAAGACCAGGAGCAGCAGGGGCAUGCUGAGCCACAGGUGGAGCCACAUGUCUAUGACUUUGGUGACUUUGGUAUUCCCCAAAUGGAUUUCAGUGGAAUCGGCCAAGCGAGACCAGUCCCAACAGGGAAUGUGGUCCAUCUGACCCAGAGGCUCCGGGAGCUGGAGGUGGGACUCAGUGGGAUGCAGAAAGACCAGGAGCUCCAGAAGCAGCUGCUCUCCAGCUCUGAGGAGGAGGUGCUGGAGUACGAGAGGAGGCUGGCCGUGCUCAUGGAUCUGCUCAGUCAGAUGAAGGCCAGGACACACCAGAGGACAUCACUGGCUUUGGGGGGGUCCUCUGCUGCUGAGAGGCCGGCUGCUGCGUCCGAGCUUCUCCAGGAGUUGCAGGAGGUCAGAGACGAGGCCUCGGCCACCAAAGAGCAGCUCAGCAGCUACAAGGAGAGCUGCAGCAGACUCCAGGAGGAGCUCCAAGACAAAACGGUUACAAUAGAGAGACUACAGGACCAACUUCAAAAGGUUUCAUCUGGAAGCCAUGAGGAUACUAAGGUGUCUGAGCUACAACAGGAGUUAAAGAAGGCUCAAAAUGAGGCAGCUGCGGCCAAAGAGGAGUUGAACAGCUGCAAGGAGAGCUUGGAGAAGCUCCAGGAGCUGCUGCAGGAGCGGGAAAUGGCCAUUGCUCACCUUAAAGGAGAACUUUUAAAGCUAAAACCGAGUGGAAUGGAGUCGGUUUUUCCACCAGCACGGAAAGAGCUCACGCUCAGGCAGCAUAAUGAGAAACUUCAGGAGGACCUCCAAGUCCGUGAAGUUUCCAUUUCGAAACUCAAAGAGGAGUUCCAGGGGAUGAGAAAGAAUAUGGAUACCACCAAAGAAGAGCUCACCAGCUACAGGCAGCACAAUGAGAAACUACAGAAGGAACUCCACGUCCGUGAGCUCUCCAUUUCUGAGCUUAAAGAGGAGCUCCAGGAGGUACGAACAGCCUUGAUGAAGACAGCGGAUUCUGGUCCUUCAUCUCCUUCUCCGUCUCCCUCUCCUCAGCCUCUCUCCACUACUGCUUCUUCCUCCUCCACCACCCAACCUAAAAGGAAAGGCGGCAAACAGCAGGCUGGUAAAGGAAGCAGUUCCAAAGAUAAACCAUCUCUCUCCAGGAAAAACUCUGCCACUUCCUGUCAGUCCUCCAACAAAUCUCACAGUGCUCGGCUAAACAGCAGCUCUGAGCAGCAACACGCGGCAGUAACACACUCGUUCACCCAGACCGAACCUUUCCAAAUGUCCGACCUCGGCCCGGAAAGUGAGUCUCCAACCAAAGACGAGAUGGAGGAGGUGAUCGGAGAGUUCCAAGAGAAGAUUGGACAGAUGCAGGAGCUCCAUGCGGCAGAAAUACUGGACAUGGAGGCUCGGCACAUUUCAGAGAGCGAGAGCCUUCGUAGGGACACACAGGUCCUGGAGGAUGAGUGUAAAGCCCUCAAGGCGGUCAUCGACAAACUGCGCUCCACAGAGGCGCCUUCUUUAAGACAAGACCGUCCUGCAUCACAGUUCAAAGAUGGCUACACAAGUGACAGCAGCUCAGACUACAGCCAGCGGACUGGAUUUGACUUCCCGAGCUUGCAGCAGGAGUUUCGGACGACUCCAGAGGGCGCCAGGAGAGAGACUGAUGAUCCACUGCCUGACCGGAUCAAGACGUUGCUCCGUGAGGUACACCAGGAGGGCAUGCAGGUUCUCUCUCUCUCAGAGCUCCCUCUCACUGAAGGCGAGCCGGGCAGCCAGUUCAACGUCCCAGGUUGGGUGAAGGAAAGAGAUGCUUUACUGGCGACUGUGGAGUCUCUCAAAGGCCUCAUCACCCAGAUACAGACACACAGAGAAACACAGACGUCAGGCGGUGUGGACUGGCGUGGUGAGCUGCUGGAUGCAGUGCGGCAGGUGUUUAUGAAGGAGCGCAGCGUGCUGAAGAGCGCCCUCUACAGCCAGUUGGACCUGCUGGACACCAGCGAUGCCAUCAUCCACCUCAAUCAGCUGGAGCACAGACUGGCUGAACAGGACGCCCAGCACAGAGAGGCGAUGGGUUUGCUCCACACUGCGGACAGGACCAGUCUCAUCUCUGAGAUGCGUCAGCUCCGUGGUCAACUAGAGCAACUUCAUCAAGGUGCCCAGCCUGCUGUGUCAGUAGGUGGUGAACGUAGUGUGAAAGAGCAAAGGGAAGGAGGAGGAGCUGAUGGAGCAGCGGAGGCUGACAGGCUGCUGGUGGAGGAGCUGAAGGGUGAACUGUCCCAGACUAAACUGGAGCUGGAGACAACGCUCAAGGCUCAGCAAAAACACCUCAAAGAGCUGGACACACUCAGGGCAGAGGUAUCGCAGAAGGCUGUUGAGGUGGACGCACUGAAUGAUCAUCUGACAGAGGAGAGGAAGAGAAGCAGAGAUCUUCAGUGGGCCAUGGAGAAGGAGAGGUGUCGAACUGUGAAAAAUGAGGAGAGUAAACGAGAAGAACUGGAGGACCUGCACCUCAGUCUGGAGGAGCAGAAGAGCCACGCGGCCCAGCUGAGCCUGACCCUGGAACAGGAGCGCCAGGCGUCCUCUCAGCUCUCCCAGCAGGCCGAGCAGGAGCAUCUCAGUCUCCACAGUCGCCUCCAGGAACUCCAGGUCCAGCUGGAGACAGAGCGAGCCAAGGCCCUGGAGAUGAGCACUGCGCUGGAGAGGGAGCGCCAGCUGCGGACGGGUGUGUCCUCUGACGGUGGUCCAUCUAGUGAGCAGCGAGUCGAGGAGGAUAGGACGGGGCUCAGCGAGGGAGAGAGUCUGCUGGAAAGACUGCAGAGGGAGCUGGAUGACAAACAUGCACAGGUGGUGCGUCUCCUCAGUCAGGUGGAGGCCCAGAAGCUUGAGGUGGUACGAAAAGAGGAGGAGCUGACUUUGGGGAGUCAGAGGUCGAGACGCGACCAGGAGGCGCUGCUGGAAGCCCGGGCCCAGCUGGAGAGCCUGGAAGCACGAAUGUCUGAGGCCCAGGAGCAGCUGCAAAGAGAGAUGGAGAAGAGGAAGAGUGUAGAAGAGGAGAAGGAGAGGCUGGAGGAGAGGUUGAAUCAGUUAGGAGAGGAGAGAGGAGGGAGGGAGGGGAGCGGACCUCUUCAGGCUGAUGGCCACAGUCAGGCUGGCUGGCACAGCAAGUCAACCGACCGCACCAAAGACUGGGUGUUCCAGCAGAAGAGCGCAAAUGGUCAGACAGCGGGCUCCGCUGGGUCCCCUAACCUGGAGGCGUCUCCAACAGGUCACACCAGCGGACCACACCAUGGUCCUUGGCGCACAGUCGACAAGAUCCUGGGCACACUCCACCUCAUUUCCUCCAAGAUCCGCGGCAUGGCGAACAAGACUACUGGCAGGCUGACUGCAGAGGUCGACAGUGAAGAGUUAUCCUGGGUGCAGUCCAAUGUUGACGAGGUCAUCACUAUGCUGCAGCAAUCCCCAGGUCUACCCUCCGUCCCCGAGAGUGUUUCCCUGCUGGCAGGAGGCUCCUCCAGCUCCUCCAACUCCCUGACGGAGCGGCUGCUGAGGCAGAACGCCGAGCUGACGGGUUUUGUCAGCCGGCUGACCGAAGAGAAGAAUGAUCUGAGGAACCACACGCUCCGCUUGGAAGAAGAGCUCCGACGCUACCGGCAGGCUGGACUGGGAUCAGGCGACAGUUUCAGCAGCAGGAAAGGAGUGUCGAAGGUGGACUCGGGGGUUAUGGUACUUUCCCAGGAGCGGGAGGCUUGGACGAGAGAGAAGGUCCGCCUGGAGAAGGCUUUACUUCUGGCCCAGGCCCAAGUGGCCCGACUUCGUGGGGAGAUCAGGACCGACGCGCUGCGAGAGAUGACUGGACCUGAGGCUGACAAUGCUGCGCUGAAGAGGAUGUAUGGAAAGUACUUGAGAUCAGAAAGCUUCCGCAAAGCACUGAUCUACCAGAAGAAGUAUCUGCUGUUACUGUUGGGCGGCUUCCAGGAGUGUGAGGAAGCCACACUGUCGCUCCUCUCCAGGAUGGGCGGCCGGCCGUCGCUGCCCAGCCUGGAGUCCCUCAGCCAGCGCCGCCGGGGACUGAUGCGCUUCCGCUCUGCUGUCCGAGUCUCUAUCGCCCUCUCCAGAAUGCGUUUUCUAGUGAAGCGAUGGCACAAGGCGACGGGGAUAAGCUCCACAUCCUCCUGCAGCGUCAACAAGAACGGCGCAGGACAGAUAUUAGAUACGGAGGUGAGAGACUCACCGUAUCUUCACCCGGGAAGCGUGGAGAUGUACAGAGAAAGAGGAAGUGGAGGAGUCUCCAGCGGCAGGGGCCGAAGUGGACGUGAAUCCCCUAGAUCGGCUGUCUCCUCCACACACCACAGGCUUCACAUGGCUGGAGACCACGGAGCUCUCACCUGUUCCCACCUGCAGAGCUACGACCCCGACCGAGCGCUCACUGACUACAUCUCCAGACUGGAGGCGCUGCAGAGGAGGCUGGGGAGUGUGACAUCAAGUGCUUCUUCAUAUACUCAACUGCACUUUGGCUUGAGAAGAUAGACGCUGUCAAGUUACUUUGGCUUGAAAAAACUCAGUUGCCUUUUCUUGUGCUGAGCGCUAUCAUUCUGGUGUGGACUGUAUCUUUCCAUGUGGACCAAAACACAUUUUUUUACUAGUGUACGACAUGUUUUAUUCAGGCUUUUUGUCCCCAGCACUUGAAAAACAGCUACGUUUGUAAAUGAAUCUGCCUCUUUGUUGUGGAUGAGCUACAAUCGUGUAUAUUUGUCUAAUGCUAAUUUAAGACCUUGUGAUUUAUUAAUUUAUAUGUUUGUGUUGUAUGGGCGGAGCGUUAGGUAGAGAAUGUUUGGGUUUAUAGUUAAGGAGGCUGCUACUGGAUAUUCUACACUACACUGUGUUUUGCUUAGGCCAGACUACAGAGGACAUUUGUAGAGAACGUAUUUUUGUAAAGCAUAGGAGCUUUAAAAUUUCUGGGUAUUUUGUCAAAAACUGAAAUAAACAUUAUUAUUUGAAAGA
Perca fluviatilis (European perch) is the source of this 13004-nucleotide messenger RNA. RefSeq names its product A kinase (PRKA) anchor protein 9 (gene akap9). The transcript has 55 exons. Gene Ontology annotation, biological process: signal transduction. Bases 198 to 12530 code for a protein of 4110 amino acids. Lineage: Eukaryota; Metazoa; Chordata; Actinopteri; Perciformes; Percidae. The record is from RefSeq and is a predicted model, not a curated record. Gene Ontology annotation, molecular function: molecular adaptor activity.